CCAUGGGACUGCAUCUCCUUACGAUGCUCCACUGCUUUGUGGGUUAGACCUUUAGGUCAAAGGCUCGGGGAGUGGCCCCCUAAGAUAACCACCUGCUUCGGUUUGGGCACCCGGGCAGUAUCACAGCCCACACACAAAUGAUGAACUGUUUAUGUCUAUGGAAACUACUUUUGUCGCUUUGAAAAACAAUCAAUUGAUUCAAAUUAUGAUCACUUCAAUUAUUGUCAUUAUUAAUAAUAAUAUUAUUAUUACUACUAUCAUUGUCAUUAUUGUUAUUAUUAUCAUUAUUAUUAUUAUUUUCCACAUUAUUCACCUUCUUUUAUACUUAUACAGCGGCUCGUCUUUGGUGGAAUUCCGACUGUAUCUAAACGUUCUCGAGUCACUGUCCGGUUGAAAAUUGUAUGUUACCACCGAAUACGAGGACUGAAGCAGAUUUUCUGAAACCACGUGCAUCAUUCAAACUGGCUGCCUUCAACGUUCUCACACUUAUGCAGGACGGACAACAGAUAGGGUUGACUAUGUCUUUGGAAAAUUUUAAUAUAGGCGUCUGUUGUCUAUCCGAGACCAGUAUUCAAGACUCUGGUGAAGUACUACAAAUUUGCUCUCCAUAUGUCGCUUCGAAAAGCUUGUUUUACGUGCGCUUAUCCGGGGACCUUGUGGCAUCUUCGUCUGGCCUUACUGGCGUUGGUGUCGCACUGAACGCUAGAGCUGAGGCAGCACUAAUCGACUGGAUCCCCAUUAACAGUCGGUUAUGUGCUGUGAGAUUAGAAAGUUCCAUCAAAGUGAGAAAAAAUCGGUGUGAGAAACGAUGUCUUUUCGUCAUCUCCGCCUAUGCCCCGACAGAUUCUAGCCCGGAUGCAAUCAAGGAUGAGUUUUACCACCAGUUAUCUGUUCUUCUCCAGAAAGUGCGUUCGACAGAUGUUGUAGUACUAGCCGGAGACUUGAAUGCUCAGGUCGGGCGUCUAGGCACAGAAGAGAGUCGUUUGGGUGGUCGAUGGGAAAUUGUUGGUCGCAGGUGAAAUAACAGGGACUGUCUACUGCAACUGUGCAUAGACCACAACCUGUUUCUGGCUAGCACUAACAUUCGGCACAGUCAUCGCCGAUGUGCCACCUGGCGUCCUCCCUCUGCAUCUCAAGCCUGGACUCAGAUUGAUCACAUCGCGAUCAACUACCGCUGGCGUGGUUGUGUACAAGACAGCCGCUCCUUUUCGAGUACCUAU
This is a messenger RNA of Schistosoma intercalatum, 1220 nucleotides long. The record is from the annotation of a GenBank genome assembly. Lineage: Eukaryota; Metazoa; Platyhelminthes; Trematoda; Strigeidida; Schistosomatidae.